AUGGCGACGCAAAGACGAGUUCUUGCUAACAAGGAUGCCCAAUCAGCGGCUGUCCCUCAAGCGCCAUGGGCCGUUGCACGUCCAUCACUGAGGGAUCCUUCCCGUCGACUUCCACAGGCGAUUGCUCAUCGCGGCGCAAAGGUCAACUGGCCGGAAAACACAAUGGCCGCCUUCCGAGGUGCAGUUACAGCCGGGGCGCAUGCUAUAGAGACAGAUGUGCAUCUAUCUUCUGAUGGUAUAGCUGUUAUAUCACAUGAUCCAUCGCUGAAGCGUUGCUUCGGGGUAGACGCACGUAUUGCAGAAUGCUCGUGGGAAUAUCUCAGCACUCUACGUACAGUAGCCGAGCCCCAUGAGCCUAUGCCGCGGCUUAAAGACUUCCUUGAAUGGUUGGCCGUGCCCGAAUUAGAAAAGAUCUGGGUUGUUCUGGAUAUCAAGCUCAAUGAUAACCCUGCAGACCUAAUGGCGGCUAUUGCAAAAACAUUAGAUAGCGUCCAGGGGCCGGUGUCAUGGGAUCAGCGUAUUGUACUUGGAUGUUGGAACGCUUCCUUCUUGCAGGCCGCACGUAGUCAACUCCCGACCUAUCCUCUAGCUCAUAUCAGCGCCUCUCUCCUGUACUCACAUCACUUCCUUAAAAUCCCGAACCUCGGGUUCAAUCUCAACCAAAAUACCCUUGUUGGUCCCUCGGGCAAGCUAUUCUUACGAGGGCUCCAACGAACUGACAAGCUUCUCAUGACAUGGACCGUCAACCAACCUCGUCGUAUGGAAUGGUGCCUCCGUCAGAAUCUAGGUCACCCAAGGCUUCCUAAUAGGAAUGUACAAGGGCCGCCACUAAUCGACGGUGUGAUCACUGAUGAUCCACGUUUGUAUCUCGAGGUAUGCCAAAAGUUUGAGGAUGAGAUGGAUGGCAAGCUCGUCAGGUCCAACCUGCCAUUGGCUCAAAAGGUCAAAAACAAGGCCGAAACCGUCGCCUUUGUGCUAGUCACCCAAGCACUGAUGAUUGUCUACCAUGUUGUGAGGAGAAUGCAAGGCAAAUUUGAUUUUCUUAAAGACCGUCGGACGCUGGAUAAGCAGUAG
Molecule: messenger RNA, 1074 nt
Organism: Fusarium poae
Lineage: Eukaryota; Fungi; Ascomycota; Sordariomycetes; Hypocreales; Nectriaceae
Exons: 5
Coding region: 1-1074 (357 amino acids)
Biological process (GO): lipid metabolic process
Molecular function (GO): phosphoric diester hydrolase activity
Source: RefSeq, a predicted model, not a curated record